UUCUAUGUUACUAGUCUUUUUCAAACUGUUAUCAAAGCAACCUCAAUCUCAUUCUUCACUGCAUAUAUACCAAACAAAUGCAAUUCAAAGUCUUCAACUACCCUCUGAAAAAAAACACCCCAUACUAAGCAAACCAAACCACCUUCUUCUUCUUCCUCUUCACACCAUUAAUAUUGUCUGCAAUUCUAUUAGAGCAAGGAGACACAUACACAAAGAUGGGUGUCAUCAAAAUCAACCAAUCAUUCAAAACAAAAGUGACUCCAGAUAGGAUGUUCAAGGCCUUGAUCCUUGACUCACACAACCUUUGCCCAAACCUCUUGUUUUCUUCAAUCAAGAGCAUUGAGUUCAUUGAAGGAAAUGGAGAGGUUGGAAGCAUCAAGCAAAUGAACUUCACUGAAGCAAUUCCUUUCAAAUAUGUGAAAAAUCGAGUAGACUUCCUUGACAAAGAGAAUUUUACGUGCAAGUACACUUUGAUCGAAGGAGAUGUAUUGAUGGACAAGCUCGAAUCAAUUGUUUGCGAGGUCAAGUUUGAGCCUUAUGGUUUCACAGGGUGUCUUUGUAAAGUGACAAAUGAGUACAACCCAAAAGAGAAUGUAGAGAUCACAAAAGAAGAGAUUGAGAAUGGGCCAAUCCAUCUCAGCAAAGCCAUUGGAAUGUAUGAAGUUGUUGAAGCCUAUCUCUUGGCUCACCCUCGUGCCUAUACUUAGAAUUUUUAUACAUGUCAUUGCGAAGAUUGUGUAUUUUCUUUUCUGUUUUUUUUUUUUUUAAGAUCUAAUAGUCUUUUUACUCUCUUUUUAUACAUGUCAUUGCGAAGAUUGGGGUUUCAUCCUGACUAAUUCUCGAAUACAUGUAGUUUCUCAUUUCACAUAUAUCAUAUAAUUAUUGGACUAAAACUCGGCGAAUAGACUUUU
This is a messenger RNA of Camellia sinensis, 911 nucleotides long. Its product is annotated as major allergen Pru ar 1. Gene Ontology annotation, biological process: defense response; abscisic acid-activated signaling pathway. Gene Ontology annotation, cellular component: cytoplasm; nucleus. NCBI's taxonomy places the organism in Eukaryota, Viridiplantae, Streptophyta, Magnoliopsida, Ericales, Theaceae. Gene Ontology annotation, molecular function: signaling receptor activity; abscisic acid binding; protein phosphatase inhibitor activity. The record is from RefSeq and is a predicted model, not a curated record.